AUGGAAGCUCAUCAUAAUUACUCUUCAUCCAUGGAUGCUCUCUACAAGAUCAAUCUUGAUGAAGAGGAGAAGGAUAUGUUGUCCUUCUUCUUUGACUCUUCAUUUGAUCGUGAGCAUUUGAAAUCUCUUCCAUCACCAAAAGAAGGUGCUGACUCUCAAGAAUCACACGUUGAAACAUUGUCGGAACAUAUUGACAUCUCUGACGAGAACUUUGAUGUUUUUGGAUUUAGAUUCCUUCAUUCUGAUUCUCAAAAACCAGUCAUUCAGAAGAGCGUACUUCAGUCUGAUAAUGGUACAGAGUUCUUAAAAACCUUCACAAUCCAAGUUAUUGAUCAGGAGAAAUUUUUGAAUGAAAACGAUGCAGAUCAAUUUCCGAUACUGGCCCAACGGUUGUUGCUCACUAAACAUACCAAAUGUUAUUACAGCACGAAAUAUACAAUAUUUGUAAUUAUGAGAUAUUGCAUAUUUGUCCUUUCAUAUUGUAAAGCAUUUUCCUCAACAUCUCACCAACAAUAUUUGCUUAACGCUUUACAAGAUGUUUGUAAAAUAUUGAACACACUUUUAAUUGGAAAGAAGUUUUCAGAAUCAGAAAUUAAACUUGAGAAAAAAAUUCCAGACAAUGUUCUUGAAUUUCCUUUCGAUUUGAAAGAAACAGAGACGUCAGAAAGUGCAACGACUGUCACAGAACAAAAAGACACAUUAUCAAAAAUAUUAACUUCAAUUUUUUCAACGGAACAAGGAGUAGAAGCCCAUAAUUGUGUUUCAUCAUUGAUUGUAGGCAACAAGUGUCGCUCUUCAAUGAGCUUUGAAAAACUAAUCAAGCAAGUGAGAAUGUACCUCAUUGUAUCGUUGAGAAUUGGAGAUUAUAUUUCAGCUUCUCUUUCCUCAAUUUUAACCAGUUUUAAGGAUAUUGAUAUUCUCAAUGUUUUAUGUGGAGUACUACAGGUACUUGCCAAACCAAUGGUAAGAACCGAACAAGUGCCAAUACAGCAGCUUGUUUUAAGUUGUGUUCAGUCGCUACAGAAGCAACAAGAUAAGACGUCGUAUCCUGCAGAUAUGCUAAGAGAUUUGGCCGUAGUGGUUCUCAAAACCUAUCCAAGUAUUGGUACUUGCAAACAGGUAUUCUAUUAUUUAUUACAACUUGUUUCUGUACAAAUCAUUACUCAAGACGUAGAAAAGCUAUCAAAGAGCACAGAAUUUCUUUCAAAUUAUGUGUACCUUCUAGAUAAUAUUCAAAUGCAAGAUUCUCAUGCAUUUGCAGAUUUGAGACAAGAAAUAUACACUUUUCAUGCUCCCUCUAACAUUGUGAGUGAAAAGAUUGAUCUACUCUUUCCACUUCCUUCCAUUGUUGUAGAUGAGAGAGAACGUGGUAAAAACGAAGCCUCUAAAGAAGUACUACAGUGUUCAAGCGCAGAUGUAUUUUCUCGCUCUACUAUUUCAAGACUUAUUACUAUUGCAGAAACAGCAGGAUCAAAAACACUCACAACACACGACCACUAUUCCACAUUUUUAGCCAACUUUUUCUUGCUUCUAAACCACUUACUACAUAACGAAAACAGAAUCAUACGAGCCAAUGUUGCCAAUGAAAUUUUGGAUAAUUCCAAUUUUUCUAUUUUCUGCAAACUGGGAGAUGACAAACAAUUCAGAGAUCUUCGCUCACAGUGUUUAUUCUCCAUUGCCUCCCUUGAUGAAUGCGUACUUGAAGUUUUUGAGAAAAUGAAUAUCAUAGAUAUUGGUGAAGAUGUAUUCAAAUUCUUUGUCACCCUUACUCUUCGCAAUGCAUCACGCAAUAAGGCGGUAUUUGAAAAGGUGUGGAUGGGUUACAUGUAUCAUCUGAGACAUGCAGUACAGUCAUCACUCUCGCAAGAGAAGAUGCUAUUUUUGGCCCUAUGCUUCGAUACCAUGGAUAGUACUUCAAAAGUUUUGAUAUUUAGCGAAUAUAUUAAGCGAAUCAAGACUGAAUUGUCUACUUUGAAAAGUAAGAUCUUGGCAGGCCAUGUGCUAGCGUUAUUUGAGUACUUGUGCAAAAAUUUUGAUUCCAUGCCUACUAAACUCAGUUUACAACUAUCAGAUUUCUUUCAGAAUACCGAACACAAGUUAAAGAUUACUUAUAACUCACUUUUAGACAAGUUGGGAGUUAGAAACGAUACUUUCUUUGAAAUUGAUUAUGAGCAUAGUUCUGAACUUUCAUUCACAGCUGUUUCAAUUUUGAAGCAGAACGACGAAUGUACAGAAUUGAUUCGUGCAUUACUUGAAAACAUUACACAACUGAGUGACUCUGACGACAAGGUCAUAUUGAAUGCAUUUGAUUACACCGCCGACAUUUCAAUAAGACUGCUCAAUGCCUUGCUAAAACUUGACUCUAUCAAAAAGGUUGAAGCAACUAGUGUAACAACAGAUCGACUGAGUUAUUUGAUUCAAUAUAUUCACAACCAUGACAUGAAUCAAAAAGAGCACUUAUCAAAAAUAUUUGACAUGAUAAUGAUACAACAUGAUACAGAUGCGGUCUCAAGUGGCAAUAAUUCCAUUCUCAGUUUAGUUUACAUUAAGGAAUGUUUAUCCAUAAUAGAAAAAUAUGCUUCUCAGCAAACGGAUUGGACACCAGAAACCGUAGACCAAUUACUUAAGCGGCUUUGUAAUUUUUGUGGUCUUGCUGUUCAACAUCUAGACUUGAUCAUUCAAAAAGAUUUAAUGCAUUCGAACCAAAUGAAUGAAGAAGAGUCCUGUUGUGGUUUGUCAUUGAUACAAAGUGCCCUUAGUAAGGAAACUGUAAUGACGUGUAUUGGAUUGCUUACUUCUUCUGGCACUGUAAAGACCUCUACCGCUAACAUUUCUGAAUGGUACGACUCCAAAUUGAACACCCUCAAGAAUAUUGCAGACAUUUCAUCAGAAAAGAGCCUUUGGAAACUCUUUUUCUACCACAUCAUUGGCUCUGUUCAUGUUUCGCAUCGCAAUUUACAAGCAUUUUCAUGUUACAGUACGAUCAGAUCAAAUAUUGACAUGAUCUCCAAAGUUACGACCAUUGUUAAAGAGAAAGGGUACAAUAUAUCAAUCGUAAUGCCAGAUUUAGUAGCACUAUUGUUGAAAUUACGGGAACACUAUGUGUAUAGAUCUUCUCUGUUGGUUGAACCGAUCAUGUUUAAUCUGUUUAGCGAAGGAUUCGUUAAUGAGCUCAAUAUUUUUAGAACUUUUACUGUUGGAAAGGUACUCUCCUCAUUACAAGAAUCAGACUUAAUUUCCAAAAAGCCUUCAAGCUCUCACAAAAUUAUUUCCACAUGCUUUGAAUAUUUGGAGGAUUUUAUUUUGUCAAAAGGAAAAAGAAUGCAAAGUAUUCAAUCACUCAUGUUUGGAGAACCAGAAAUUCCUAAAUUUUGUACAGCCUUCAGAUUUGAUGCUGUAGUAUUGAUCAAGAUCUAA
Molecule: messenger RNA, 3417 nt
Organism: Naegleria lovaniensis
Lineage: Eukaryota; Heterolobosea; Eutetramitea; Acrasida; Naegleriidae
Exons: 4
Coding region: 1-3417 (1138 amino acids)
Source: RefSeq, a predicted model, not a curated record